Stomoxys calcitrans (stable fly) is the source of this 4022-nucleotide messenger RNA. RefSeq lists its product as uncharacterized. Lineage: Eukaryota; Metazoa; Arthropoda; Insecta; Diptera; Muscidae. The record is from RefSeq and is a predicted model, not a curated record. The coding region runs from base 261 to 4022 and encodes 1253 amino acids. The transcript is spliced from 5 exons.
ACUCGAAAGCAAGCGGCCACGACUACGCGCAAGCGCACGAAUUGAUUAUUUAACAGUACGGCGGUGGUUAAACCCAUAUUAUUAUUUGUUUUUUUUUUUUUUCUAAAGUGAGCCAAGUUAAAUAAAAGCAAAAGUGAAAUAAGGAAAGAAGUGGCCAAAACUACAUCUUUCUCUGUAGCCUUCAUUAGCUUCAGGCCAACUGUCAACGCUACCGUCAUCAUCAUCAACAUCGUCAGCAUUGUCAUCAGACAAAUGUCAAAAUGUUUCGUUUGUUGCUGCCAGCAACAAAAUGCAAGCAACAACAAAUUGCUAUACUAAUUAUAUCAUUUUUUCUCUACGUGAAUGGCAUACGUAAUGAGGGUAACAAUAUGUUGCAACAACAGCCACUACUGCAUACGCCAAUUGAAAAUUCCAAUUAUCACAGUCCCUCUUCAACAAAUUCCAUUUUCCAGCCAUCACCUUUAAUAGAAUUUACACUAGCCGAUGUUACCCAGUCGCAUGGUUUUAAGCCAUUACUGGAAGACAAAUACCUGACCAGUAUACCACCAACACCCAUUUCGCAGGACUAUAUGGCGGCAACCUCUAGUCCAAGCAGCUACAUUGCUAAAACUGAUAGCCUUAACGAUAAUCGACGCUAUUCCACAUCAUUUACAAAUGGCGAGCAGCAAUUCUCAUUUCCUAAUGAGCAACAACAUCAACAAGGAUUUCUUUCACAACAGCAACUGCUGCAACAACAGCAGCAGCAAGACCAACACUUUGCACAACAACUAACAGAAAUGCCAAUUUAUAUCUACAAGGAUCCAUAUACAAACGAGAAUUAUCAUUAUACACCAACCAAGGCGACCAGUCAACAUAAGGAUGUAGCCUCGCCUGCAACAUACACCCAUAACAAUUACAAUGGCUAUGGUGGCUAUCAACAGCAGCAACAACAACAACAACAACAAUUUCAACCCACAGUGUCCACCACGCUACAGCAUAAUCAGGAAUAUUUGGUGCAUUCAAGCAUGUUGGUGGGCAAUCACGCAUAUGAGCCCUCUCGCAAGGAUGUCUAUCAGAAACGGCCUGGUCAAGUAUACGAUGAAUCGUACAGUUCUCAUCCCAAUGCAGUAGUGGAAAAGAAAUCGGAGGUUGGAAUGGGUAAGAAACCCAAUAAAAUAUCCUACGAUUCGCAUGAUUACCCGCCGCCAAGUUAUCAUCAGCAGCAUACCUCGAAUUUUCUGCCCACCCCAGUUCCAAGUGCAGCGCCAUCACCAAGGCCCACUCCUCCGCCAGUAAGAGCAACACAAAUGUCUCAAAUUUACUAUACAACACCAAGACCACCCCAACUAGCAGUAUUUUAUGAUACACCAAGUGCACCGCAAGUUAGACCACCUCCCUCUUAUGCAACACCACGACCUCCGCCAAGUCAAGACUAUAAUAAGCCUCGACCGCCUUCAUUCGUUGUUCGAGAACAGCCAUAUUUGCAAUCAUCGCAAAAUGUCUUGCCUAAUUAUGCAAACAAUUUGGAUAAUUAUUUACCCAACAAACAGCAAACAGAGUAUUACCGGCCGCCAGAAUAUCCCUCGCAACAGUAUGACAGCAACUCUCCACCUCCUGGUGCUCCUUUCCGACAACAAUAUCAGCAAACAUCCUUUCCACCAUUUGGUCAACAAUCUUCCCCGCCUCCUUUUCAAUCGCCAGCAUCAUCAAGACCAUCUUACAAUAACUACUAUGACUAUCAAAUUGGCGAAAUCCCACCCCAAACACAAGGAGCUUUCAAUUACCCCUAUACCAGACCACCGCCACAGUACAAUGGUCCCUAUAGACCUCCGUACGCGCCAUCGCCCACAACACCGCAGCCUAGUGGACUGGCUACUUUAGUUCAAUACGCCCCACAAUUCACUUCAUUGCUUUUAGGUGGUGGUGGAUCUUCGAACACUAAUAGUCCAUUAGGUAGCUUGUUAGGGGCACUUGCUGGUGCUAACACGCCACAGUCAUCCUCAUCGUCGUCUACGUCUUCAUAUAAUCGAAGACCCAUCAACUCACAGCUCAUUAGGGCAUUGGAGAAUAUCGCACGCAAUGACGAUUUGCAAUGUGUGCCAAAAGUUUUAUGCCAAAUGAUUGCUGGUCAAACACAACGCGGUCAGCUGCCUAGUUUUAUAACAUCGCCCACCAUAACCAAUUUUCUGGCUGGUUUCCCAGCCUCUUCACCGGCUUUGAUAUAUGGACGUGCCGCUUUAUUGGGUAUUAGUGGAGGUGAAAGAAGUUGUCACAGCACCUAUGUAAAGUGCCCUAAAAAUGAGAUUGAAAUCAUUAAUUAUCUCAACAAUCAUCGUGGAGGCUUUUUCAAAUUUUUUAGUGAACCCGACGACCAAUCGUUGACCCAACAAAAUGUAAAUCAAGAUUCAUUUCAGUCAGGAGCCAGUUCCUUCCUAAGUAUUUUGUCUGCUCUCACGGGUACUGCACAAGAACUGGUCACAACUCCACGACCCAGACCAAAGCCGCAACCACAGCCAGCUUCCUCGGACAUUACCGAAACCAUAGGCAACUUCUUUACCAAUCUGCUAUCCGACUAUAUGGGUGAAGGAGCCACCGUGGAAUAUCAAAGAAGGAGACUCAAAAGAAGCACCAAGGAAAAGAUAAUACGUUUUGAGUCCAAAAGCAAAGAAGAUGAUGAACAUUAUAAUUUUAGCCAACAGGCACAAGAUUACAAUGAUGACGAAGAUACUGAGGAUACACAAAAAACCGUAGAUUUCGUUUAUGAACCUGAUUACCAGAAUGAUGAUGAUACUGUCGGCACCAUAUCCACCGAAGCGAGAGUGUUGCAUCCAAGCUCACCCAAGAGAAAUCAUUUAAAAUUCUUUCCCGAAGAUGGAAACGUGCAUGAAAACAAUGAGAAGUCCAAGGAUGACAUCACAACCUUGAUUGAAGAAUUCAAUGAAUUAAAUAAAGGAAGAAAAUUAAAGUUUCCCUCCACAGAAGCGGAAAGGCAAUACAUUGAUGUAGCCCAAGAGUAUGUAAGAGACUCCAAACACUUGAAGGAAAAUGAUGACACUCAAAAAUAUAACUAUGGCCAUCACUUUACAAAUUAUGAGCAGGAAAGUUAUGACCAAAAUGAACAAGAUUCAAAGAAAAUAAAAUUCUACAAUGAGCCCGAAGAGGAAAAACUCCCUUUUAGAUCGGAAUAUAGCAAAGAAAUUCAUGAUCUUAAAGUCGCUGAAUCAAAUCAUGAUAGUAAGAAAAUAAAAUUUCCCGAACGUGAAGGGAAAAUUCUAAAUAGACCCUAUUAUGCAGCUUCUUACACCUACAAUCAGCAACAGCAAAUACCUUAUGAGGAAAAUGAGGACAAAUUUGUGGUGCCAAAUCAUCAGAGGCCACAGUUAAGAGAACAGGAAUACAGUAAUAGUAAUGAGAUAGGACCAUUGGAUUAUAAUCGUUAUAAGCCACCUGAAAGACCUGAAAACUAUUAUGAGCACAAUCGUCCCAGUGUCUAUAAUACCCAAAUAAGUUCCUCGAAUUCCGUAAACAAUUAUUUAUCAAAUACCGCGAUUAAUCACAAUCACUACACUUCCCCUUGGCCACAGACCGAUAGUAGUGACAGCAGUUCCAAUAAAGGAAGUGUAAAUUAUUUUUUGCCUACCCCAGCUCCCGAUAAUAAUGACCUAGAUAAAGAAUACAAUAAUGCCAUAUAUCCUAACAAUAAUUUCCAAGCUGGCAAUGGAAAUUAUAAACCCUACAACAGCUAUGAAACAAAUUCCAAUCGUUAUACCAGUUCAUCCAGCAGCAUUACAUACCAAAGCCAAACUUAUAAUGGAAAUAGAAGGCCCUAUGAUGGCAGUAGCGCUAAUUAUGCCUCCAACAAAUACCCUUCAAGCUCCUAUCCCGCAAAUAAUGAUCGUUAUCAUUCCUCUCAUUACAUCAAUAGAUAUACAACAACCACCACCACAACACCAAAGCCUAGAAACGACAACAUCUAUGUAACAAAUUCUCGAGGAGAAACGGAAUAUUAUAUCCGCCCAGAUGGUAGAAAAAUUUAUUUGUAA